This is a messenger RNA of Haliotis rufescens (red abalone), 3565 nucleotides long. RefSeq names its product GPI ethanolamine phosphate transferase 1-like. The transcript is spliced from 30 exons. Gene Ontology annotation, cellular component: endoplasmic reticulum membrane. The record is from RefSeq and is a predicted model, not a curated record. The coding region runs from base 248 to 3097 and encodes 949 amino acids. NCBI's taxonomy places the organism in Eukaryota, Metazoa, Mollusca, Gastropoda, Lepetellida, Haliotidae. Gene Ontology annotation, biological process: GPI anchor biosynthetic process. Gene Ontology annotation, molecular function: mannose-ethanolamine phosphotransferase activity.
UUGUUUUGUUUUAUUUGGCAUUCUUUGGGAACCAAAUUGUUUCACAGUGUCCACAUAUUAAUUAACUACAUUUUGAUGAUUGUUUGGCGGACAUUGCAAAUAACAUCUACUUGUGUAUUCUUUAGAUAUCCUCCAAGAUAGUUCUGUGGACAGAUUAAAUUAUUAGGCCUAAUUCACGUCCGUUAACUUGGCGGUCCAGGCCAACCUGUCGCGCCAAUCUAUGUUCUGGGCCCCGUUGUGAAAGAAGAUGAAGGUGUGGCAACUGAUGCUAUCUGGUCUGGUGGUUCAUCUGAUUCUCUUCUACUCCAUCUUUGACAUUUACUUCACAUCCCCAUUGGUGCAUGGAAUGACUCCAAGUGUUCCUGAUUCCCCGGCACCCGCUAAGAGACUGGUACUGUUUGUUGCCGAUGGACUGAGAGCAGACCGUUUCUUUCAGCAGGACAGGGAUAGAGAGGGAAGGGAACUGUACCUCAGGGAUGUGAUUCAGAGCCGAGGGUCGUGGGGUGUGUCUCACACUCGGGUGCCAACAGAGUCCAGACCAGGACAUGUGGCUCUCAUCGCUGGCUUCUAUGAAGAUGUCAGUGCUGUGGCUAAAGGAUGGAAGGAAAAUCCAGUUGAGUUUGACUCGGUUUUCAACGAGAGCCGCUACACUUGGUCAUGGGGGAGUCCAGACAUCCUGCCUAUGUUUGCCAAAGGUACAGCUCUCACAGGUGCUACUGGCGACCAUGUGUUCACUCACUGCUACUCGUCAGCGGAGGAAGACUUUGCCAGUUUUGAUGCCAGUAAACUCGAUACCUGGGUUUACCAGAAGGUCAAGAAAUUCCUUUCUGUGGCCAAGACCAAUGCUACAUUACUUCAUCAGCUGCAGCAAGAUAAGAUUGUCUUCUUCCUUCAUCUUCUUGGCCUGGACACAAAUGGACAUUCUCACAAGCCACACUCACGGGAGUACAUAGAAAAUAUUCAUCUCCUCAACCAUGGAGUAGAGGAAAUGGUGUCUCUGUUUGAAGAUUUCUAUAACCAAGAUGGCCGCACAGCUUAUGUCAUGUCUGCCGACCAUGGCAUGACAGACUGGGGUUCCCAUGGAGCUGGCCUUCCCUCGGAGACACUGACCCCCUUGGUAGCUUGGGGGGCGGGGCUACACGGGCCUAGGGGGGCGGGGACGUGUGGAACCUACCCAGACACGUUCUGCACAGACUGGAACUUGAAUAACAUAGCAAGAUUUGAUGUUCAGCAGGCCGAUGUCGCUCCUCUCAUGGCGUACCUCAUCGGCGUUGCCUUUCCCAUGAACUCUGUGGGAGUUCUGCCCCUUGAGUACCUAGGUGUGUCGCUAUGGGAACAGGCGGAGGGGAUCUACGCUAAUGCACAGCAGAUACUUGCACAAUAUCAGGUGAAGAUGAGGCAGGUGAAGGAGAGGACUGUCUCGGUUGCCUUCCGACCUUUCGGGGAACUUUCCCCAUCAAAACAAGCAGACUACGUCCGACACAUCCGGCAGCUGAUCAAGUCUGGAAACUAUGCACAGGCAAUAGCAGAGAGCCGGGAGUUGAUGAGUGUGGGUCUGAAGGGACUCAACUAUUACCAGAAGUAUGACAGACUGUUCCUAGGGAUCAGUAUCGUGCUGAGCUUCGUGGGAUGGAUGGUGUACCUGCUGCAGCAGGUGCUCCACAACCACACCUGGUUCUGUGCUGGCAGGUCGGACAGAGUUGCCUCCCCUCUACACUACGUCCACAUGGCGGCAGCUGUCAUGGCCUCCAUCGUCAGUUUUCUCUUGUUUAUCCAGUCGUCCCCGGUCACCUACUACCUCUACUGCCUGCUCCCCGUGCUGCUGUGGACCAAAGUCGUGGAAGCUGAAGUUAGAUUACAGAUCCUGAAACGAGCUGUAUCUGCGUGUUACGAUAACAAGUGUAUCCUGGCAGUGACGGCCUCUGUUGCCUGUAGCAUGCUGGGACUGGAGAUAGUGGUCCAAGGCUUCUUCCAGAGAGAGCUGUUGUCCGUGGGGCUCGUCUGUAUCGCACUCUGGUCUGUGACGUCGGGGGUCUUCAACACUUCCAAGUUUUCGGCGUAUGGCUGGUUGCUAAGCUGCAUAUUGCUGGCAGCGUUCCCUCUCCUUCCCGUGGUGGGCCGGAACGCCAACUAUACGCUUGUCCUCGUCUCGGGGAUGCUGGCCUUCCUGCUGGGGGCAGUGAUGGUGUACAGACUGGGUGUGUUGACCAGCAGGGACAAGAACAACAACAGAAUGUCAGGUGUCAUCAUGGGCAUACAGCUUGUAAUGAUCCUUGCGGCCGUGGGACUGGUGAAGACGACGUCGGACGGUAUCAGGCAGCGGCAUGGGGUCCCAUCGUACAACCACCUCAUCAGCUGGGCCAUGCUAGGAUUGAGUCCGAUAUGGCCGCUACUGACCAGCACGAACCUCCCGGAGAGACUGGCCAGCGUGGGGCUGACCUUCAUCGGCCCCUACAUCCUCAUGAGCAUCACCUACGAGAGCGUGUUCCUGUUGGUGCUACUCAGUCUCCUGUACUUCUGGCUCCACAUGGAGCACGACCUGGCAGAGGAGCGCACCAGGAAGCUGUUGUCCCACACUGACUUCACUGCCAACACCCACCUCAAGUCUCACCGCGACACCUCGCCGGAUUCAAGAUGGCUGCAGCUGGCCGACCUCAGACGAGCAUUCUACUUUGUCUUCCUCACACUGACGGCGUUCUUUGGCACAGGAAAUAUAGCAAGCAUUAACAGUUUUGAUCCUGCCUCCGUGUACUGCUUCCUGACCGUCUUCAACCCCUUUGUGAUGGGAGCCCUGAUGCUGCUGAAGAACGUGAUCCCCUUCCUGCUGGUGACGUGUGCGUUCCAGGCGGUCCACGUUGUCACGAGGAUCCCGGUGAGGGCCUUGUUCCUCCUGGUCAUGCUCAUGUCCGACUACAUGGGGCUGCACUUCUUCUUCCUGGUGCGUGACUACGGCAGCUGGCUAGAGAUCGGCACAAGCAUCAGUCACUAUGUGAUCGUCAUGACGAUGAUCAUAUUCCUAAUGUUGCUGAUGGGAAUAUCUCAUAUACUCACCUGUUGUCGCCUCUCAUUCCUCCAGCAGAAAUACCACCCGGGCUAACUGUGUCGUCAAAAUACCACCCGGGCUAACUGUGUCGUCAAAAUACCACCCGGGCUGACUGUGUCACCAAAAUACCACCCGGGCUAACUGUGUUGUCAAAAUACCACCCAGGCUAAUUGUGUUGUCAAAAUAACGCCCGGGCAAGUAGUAUUAUGAGGACUAGUCACUGAUAUGCAUAUUCUGUAAAACAGGUCCUAGACAUGGAGAACUAUCUCAGGGCUUACAAUCUUCCACUGCAGGAUUCUGUUGAUGUGUAAUCCAUUUUUGGGAAAUCGUUUUUAUCUCUCCACGUCCUCUGUUGAGCACAGGGGACCCAGUGGUGUAAAGUGCUGCAAGUGUCUGCAGGGUUUUGUCCCCUAGCCAUACCAGGAUGUGCUGAUUAUGGGCUUGUGUUUUCUGAUUUUGACCCAGAAUUGUACCUAGCUUGUUGGGUUGACCAGAGUCGUUUAUUUAUUGUUUAAUGCCAAA